AUGGAAGAAACCAAUGAGGAUGAUGAAAAUAACUCUGUUGAAAUCUUGGAGGAUUAUGAUGAUGAAAAUGAUAAUUCUGCUGAAAUUUUUGGGGAUUAUCAACCCUGCCCAAAAAUAAGGCAGAAGUCUGGUCCAUUGUCAUGUCCUCUGACUCGCGAGAAAACCAGAUUAAGUACUCAUUCUUCACCCGAAAUAUCAUCAUCUUCAUCUAAGAGGGUUGUUGAAGCUGCCAACAAGUUCAUCUCAAACCAUUCCUUCAGAGUCACCGUGGGCUCAUCCCUUAUGCCGCAUGUACCAGUUAGUUUCUCCAAGGAUUUCAUUAAAUUGGAGAAACAAACCGCCAAGCUUCUGGUCAGAAAGAAAUCGUGGUGUGUGAGUUUGAUUGCUCAUUCUGUUAACACAUUUCCAUUUUCUGUUGGCUGGGCCGCUUUUGCAAGGGAAAAUUGUUUGAGAGCAGGAGAUGUUUGCAUCUUUGAGCUUGUCGACAAAAACGACAUUUCACUGAAAGUUCACAUGUUCAGAUGCUGA
Molecule: messenger RNA, 528 nt
Organism: Prunus mume (Japanese apricot)
Lineage: Eukaryota; Viridiplantae; Streptophyta; Magnoliopsida; Rosales; Rosaceae
Source: RefSeq, a predicted model, not a curated record